Messenger RNA from Anthostomella pinea, 1131 nucleotides. The record is from the annotation of a GenBank genome assembly. Lineage: Eukaryota; Fungi; Ascomycota; Sordariomycetes; Xylariales; Xylariaceae.
AUGAGAUACACGGGUCUCUGUCUACUGGCUUCAGCGUUGAACACCGCCGUCGCCUACGCAUCGACAGACGACAGCAACACCUCGGUGAACUCCGGCGGACAGAAGGUCAUCAUCGAGAAUGAUUGGAACUCGGGCUCGGCGGGCCAGUUCCUCAUGGCUCUCGACUAUGGGUGGCAUGUGCUUGGGCUGGUGGGCGACACUUCCGACUCGUGGGCCAUGCACUGCAGUUACAUGGCACUGGCUCUCCUCGAGAUCGGCAACCUUUCCUGCAUCCCUGUGCACAAGGGCUCCGACUACCCUCUCCUGAUGACGCCCAAGCUCAUGCAGACUUACCAGACCCUUCAGGGACAGCUGCCAUGGCGAGGUGUCUUCAAGCCGUAUAACGAGACGGCUGAGAAGCUCGGUGCCGACCCAACUGACGGAGAUCCAAGCCGCGUCAACCGAGCUGCUUUUGUCCAAGGAUAUCCUAACAAGACGUUGGCUGGUGUGAAUGCAGCAGCCUGGAUGGUCGAGCAGGUCCACAAGUACCCAGGCGAGGUCAGCAUCUACAGUGGUGGCGCAUUGACCAAUAUCGCCAUGGCUGUCAGGAUGGACUCUGAAUUCGCCUCGCUGACGAAGGGGUUGUACAUCAUGGGUGGCUUUAUUGACACAAACCUCCUCAUGACCAGUGGGAACUCGAACCAGGCCGACAUCAACACAGACUUCAACUUCAAGGCAGACCCUGAAGCUGCCAAGAUAGCCUUGACGGCAGACUUCCCCAACAUAACCCUUGUCUCGGCCGCAUCAAACGCGAUAUUCCCAGAUGAUGCAUACCUGGAUGACGUAGACAAAGUGGACAAUGUGUACACGAAUCUGGCCCGUGAGGUGACGCAAACCUAUCUACCGUUCUGGGAUGAAGGGACCAUGAUGGUGAUGCUCGACCCCAGCACAGUCCUGAACCAGACAUCCUUCUACGUGAAUGUCGAUACCUCGUACUACAGCCCAACCUACGGUAACAUCUGGGGCCACCAGAAGGAAUUUGUGCCUGCGAUGCAAGACCUGAGGGAGGUCAACUACGUGUAUGCGAUUAACGCAACAGCCAUGCGAACGGCUCUGAAACGCGCCCUGCAGAAUCCAAAGACCUGUCCUUGA